This is a messenger RNA of Pseudoliparis swirei, 4667 nucleotides long. RefSeq names its product Rho GTPase activating protein 24 (gene arhgap24). Gene Ontology annotation, biological process: negative regulation of ruffle assembly; signal transduction; negative regulation of Rac protein signal transduction. Gene Ontology annotation, cellular component: focal adhesion. Gene Ontology annotation, molecular function: GTPase activator activity. Lineage: Eukaryota; Metazoa; Chordata; Actinopteri; Perciformes; Liparidae. Bases 359 to 2695 code for a protein of 778 amino acids. The transcript is spliced from 10 exons. The record is from RefSeq and is a predicted model, not a curated record.
CCGCUGUAACGCUGCCCCGUGUGUGUGACUGAGCUGACCGCGACAUCCAUCCUGUUCUCAGCAUGCAGAUGGUGUGAGCAGUCAGGGGAAAAGUUGAGAACGGCUCGGCUAAGCCGAACUCAAUCCACUCUGCACACACCGAGUUGGUUGUGUGUGUGUGUGUGUGUGUGUGUGUGUUUGGGGAGAGCAGCAGCAGAAGAAGCAGCUGAGCUGGAGUGCAACUUCAGCUCGUGUGUUACCAGGAUCUAUGGUGACUGAUUACCUGACUCUGGAUUGGAUACCACCGGCGUGCAUCACCACACGUCAGAGCUGAGAGGUUCAACACGGCUGUGGAUUUGAAAAGAUUAGAGUCGCUGCAAUGGACGACCGGUGCGUGUCCCACGGCAGCCCCCAGCGCAGCGGAGGUCCGGCCGGCACGGAGACGCAGAGGCCGAGUGUCAUCAGGUGUGGGUGGCUCAGGAAGCAGGGGGGUUUUGUCAAGACAUGGCACAGUCGCUGGUUUGUUCUGCGAGGGGACCAGCUCCACUAUUACAAAGACGAGGAGGAGACCAAGGUCCUGGGAGCCAUUUUCUUGCCUGGAAACAAAGUUACAGAGCAUCCAACCAGUGGCGAUGAAGGGGGGAAAUUUCUCUUGGAGAUCAUUCCAGGGGGAGCCAGAGAGCGGAUGACAGCCAACCAUGAGACCUACCUUCUUAUGGCCAGCACCCAGGACGACAUGGAGGACUGGGUGAAGACGAUCCGCCGGGUCAUCUGGGCCCCUUUUGGUGGAGGGAUCUUCGGUCAGAAGUUGGAGGAAACUGUGCGCUAUGAGAGGCGGUUUGGGAACAAGCUGGCCCCCAUGCUGGUGGAGCAGUGUGUGGACUUCAUUCGGCAGUGGGGCCUCAGGGAGGAGGGCCUCUUCAGGCUGCCCGGACAGACCAACCUGGUCAAAGAGCUGCAGGACGCCUUCGACUGUGGAGAAAAACCUUCUUUUGAUGGUGACACGGAUGUGCAUACUGUCGCCUCUCUGCUGAAGCUGUAUCUCAGAGAGCUGCCGGAGCCGGUCGUCCCCUUCCACAAGUAUGACGACUUUCUGGCCUGCACCCAGCUAAUUGGAAAAGAUGAUGAAAUGGGCAUAAAGGAGUUGAGAAAGCUUGUGGAAAAUCUACCUCCAGUGAACUACAACCUUCUCAAGUACAUCUGCAGAUUUCUAGAUGAAGUCCAGUCGUAUUCAGGAGUGAAUAAAAUGAGCGUCCAAAACUUGGCCACAGUCUUUGGGCCAAAUAUCCUGAGGCCGAAGGUCGAGGAUCCGGUCGCCAUCAUGGAAGGUACGGUUCUGGUCCAGCAGCUCAUGGCCGUUCUGAUCGGCCGCCACGACGUGCUUUUCCCUCCGGACGACGACGGCUCCGCGGCCCUCGAGCUCGUCAACAACAACAACGAGCUGCGGCGGCGCCACGCCGCGGCCGCCUCCGGCAACGCCGCGGUGACUCAGAACGCCGAGAACAACAACACGCAGGCGGCGGUGCGGCGGUGCGUUUGGGAAGCGCCGGAGUCUCCCUCGCGCCGCCGCCACGCGGACAACGGCGGCUCCCCGCGGUCGGCGAGCCCUCGCGGCGGUGUCGCGGGGCGCUUCGACGCCGCCCGCAGUCCGCCGCCGCCGACGGUGAAAAAGAACCCGGCGUUCAGCAAAGGCGGCGGGAUCGUGACAAACGGCUCCUUCAGCUCCUCGCCCUCUUCCGACCCCAGGCGAGAAAAGAGCCCGACUUUGAACGGCGGCGGCGGGAGUUUACCGUCGCGGCGCGCCGGGACGCUCAAGGGCUCCGGCACCAAGAUGGGCACCAGCGGCGCGAUGGGCGGAAGCGGCUCCGGGGGGACCGGAGUCGUGCGCAUGGGCAUCUCCGGCAACGGCCUCUGGGCGCCGAACGGCUGGCCUUCUGCGAGAGCGGCAAAGCGCGACUGCCCCAGCGGUGAUCAACGUCAGCAGAACCGCCUCUCCACGUACGACAACGUGCAGCUGAACCAGCAGAACUCGCAGCAGCAGAACCACGGCGCCAACACGUGUCUGAACGGCGGCCACGAGGACAAGCAGAGCGUGGACAGCGCCACCUGGUCCACGUCCUCCUGUGAAAUCUCUCUGCCCGACAACUCCGCUUCCUGCCGCUCCUCCACCACGACCUGCCCCGAGCAGGACUUCUACGGAGCGCACUUUGAGGACCUGGACGGGUCCGCGCAGGACAACGAGUGCCCCCAGUCCAGCGAGGGAGGAGAGGGGGAGGGCAGCAGCGGAGGCGGAGCAGGAAGGAGCAGUCAGGGCACCAGCAGCAGUAGUAACAGUGACGGUUACUCUGCUGGCAACGGACCCGGCGGCCAUAGUGCUCUGCACAGUUUGGUGGCCAGUCUCAAACAGGAGAUGCACAAGCAGAAGACAGAGUACGAGGCCAGGAUCAAGAGCUUGGAGCAGCGCAACCUGGAGCUGGAGACGGAGAUGCUGGGCCUCCACGAAGAGCUGGACCAGGAGAGGAAGAAGUACGCCAUGGCGGAGAUCAAGCUGCGCAACGGCGAGCGCGCCAAGGACGACGCCGAGCGGCGCAACCAGAUCCUGCAGAAGGAGAUGGAGCAGUUCUUCUCCACCUUCAGCGACCUCACCGCCACCGGCACCCCCCCGGCCGCCGACCCUCGGCGACCCGAUCGCAGCAACAGCAUCUGGAUACAGUGACGGGAGGCGGGGCGAUGCCGGCCCGGGAUUGGAACGGUUUAUUAUACGACUUGAACAUUAUCGAGGGCUCCAAACAGGAUUUGGUUGUUGAGGGGAAAGUCGGAAAGUCGCAUUUUAGAGGUCAACGGCGUGUUUUAAUUUAAGCGACAGGAGUUGAAGGUGUCAUGCAAAGGAACCUGUAUACAUGUAGACAUCACCUGGAGUGAUGCCAGACUGAUAAUAUCUGUAAAUACAGCUUUAUUUAAACGGCUCGCGGACAACACCACAUGGUCUACGAUGAGACGCAGUGCUAUUGUUAUUUUGACUUGUAGGGGGAAGGCAACAUGUUGUGUUGAGCAAAGACACAACAACACAACAACCUGGAGACGCAUUAGGACCAUGCAAAACUUUUCACUUUUUUCAAAAUCUAACCAAAAACACCGUAUUGUUCUGUCAAUCUGUAUCUGCUCAUGUACAUAUUGGGAAACAAUGCGGAAAAAACAGUCAUUUGUUUGUAAAAAUAUUAAUGAAAGUAAUACUUUAAUGUUUAUCUGGUAUUUAACCCUCCUGUUACCUUUAGGGUCAAUUUGACCCCAUUCAAUGUUUAACCCUCCUGUUACCUUUAUAUUUACUGACAUAUUUUACCCUCGGGGUCAAUUUGACCCCAGCAAUUAAAACCUCCAGAAAAUUAUUAGAAUUAAUAUUGUUUUCCAAGUUUAAGUGUGAGGUACUUUAUGUUUGUUUGUUGACGACCUAAAUAGCCCUUUAAAUAUAUAAAAAAGUUGAUAUUUCUUAUAUGUUUUACAGUGAAAAACAGCCUGGGGUCAAAUUGACCCUAAAGGUAACAAGAGGGUUAAGCAAAGUUAUCAAUGUGCGAUAUUUUAUAUUACGAUUUCUCCUUGCACUUACGUUGGUUAAGCGUCAGCAAGGUGGUACUAAAUGUGAACAUGUACUGUCUAUGUGCUUCUGUGCUGUUUUCAUUCACCCCAUGACCAAAAAAGAGCCUGUAAUGUAAAUAUUUUAUAGAUAUUCGUACACUCCUUGUUGGCGUGACGCACAUGCAGACGGGAAUGGCAUGCGUUGAGUUAUUACGGAUUUAGGAAUGUUUUGUAGCUUGUAACGAUGCAUUUUAAGACUUGCACGAUGGGUCGUUGGCACAAACCCCCGCUGAAAUAAAAUGAGCCCGUUUUGAAUUUCAGUUGACAAAUGGUCCCGCUCCCUCGGGUGUGCAGCCGUCGUCUUUCUUUGACUGCUCUUGGGAAUUACAUGUCACGGUCUACCAUUUAAGUUCUUUAAAGAGUCACCUGUCGUCUUCUGACAAUUUAUCCAGCGGACACAACUGCUUUUCAUUCUCAACCAGCAUAGAAUAACAAGCUGCAGCAGCAAACUCGAGAGUUAUGUUUGUGGGUGGUAACUGUGAAAAGAAAGUGGAUUACAGCAUCAAAGUGGGAUUAACGGCGAGGACAUCAACACUCGAUUCAGUCGCACGUAUUGCGUGCAUGAUGGUUCUCGAGUCUGUGCGGGCCGGGGUGUAAUAAGUGAAUGUCUGUAACGUAACUGCUUAUUGUUGAAGUCUUUAUGAGUGUAUUUAUGUAGCUUUAAGCCAAAUGCACUGCGGGUACAAGACAUCUCGAGUCCAGACCUGAGCUGGAUUUCUCUGGAAAGAAGCUGCUCUUCCUCUGCAGACCAGGGACCAUGUUGACCUGCUGCUGGUCAGUGCAGGACAUCUGGAACGUGCACAUGAAGGGGGGAAGAAGUUCCUGAAACGACGGAAGGAGGGACGGGAAGCCUGCGCUUCUCGAUUUUGCGCACUCCACCGAGAAAUAACAGGUUGAAGCCGAGAUGACGGCGGCACCGAAUUCUGUGAGUUCAGCUCAAAAGAGCAGGCGCAGGACCGGAGGGAGAGGACGACUGGGUUAGUGGAAUAUUUUCAUGACAUCAUACUUGAGACACAAAAGAACUAAUUAUGAAUUAAAAAAGCCUUUUUAUUUGA